Molecule: messenger RNA, 945 nt
Organism: Parastagonospora nodorum SN15
Lineage: Eukaryota; Fungi; Ascomycota; Dothideomycetes; Pleosporales; Phaeosphaeriaceae
Exons: 2
Coding region: 1-945 (314 amino acids)
Cellular component (GO): mitochondrion
Molecular function (GO): metal ion binding; alcohol dehydrogenase (NAD+) activity
Source: RefSeq, a predicted model, not a curated record
AUGGUUCCGGCUGUGUCGAACAACAUCUUCUCGCAUGGGCCCAUUGCAGACGUCGAACGAGCCAUUGAACAAGUACUGAGCCGGCAAGAUGUCGACACCAUCGUAUCACUUGGUGGAGGCUCGCCAAUCGACACCGCCAAAGUGAUUUCACUUCGAGCCAAGGAGCACAAAGGAUCAUUCCUCACUCAUCUAACAAUUCCAACCACGUUGAGUGCAGCAGAGUGCACAGCAGGUGGUGGAUACACCAAGGCUGAUGGUGUCAAAGUCGGCUUUCGCGCACCAGAAAUGGGCGUCUCAGCCAUCUUCUACGACCCACAGUAUGCACGCCAUACGCCCAAACAACUGUGGUUGAGCACCGGAAUGCGCGCCAUGGACCAUGCUGUCGAAUGCAUGUACCACCCUACCUCCACGGAAAUGCCCUGGAAAGCUCUGUCAAUUUGGGCGGUGGGUGAGCUCUUCGAGUGUCUGCGAAAGUGCCAGCAAUCGUACCCUUCCGAUGAUGUCGUCACGACUCGUCUCAUGCUCGCGGCAUACGCGAGUUCAGGGUUGAAAGGCGAAAACCUCGUUGGAGGUAUGGGCCUUUCACAUAGCUUGGGCCAUGCGCUGGGAAGCCCGUAUGGAAUAGCUCACGGUAUCACCUCGUGCAUGACUCUUGGAAAGGUGGUCAAGUUGAAGGCUCAUGAGUCGCUGUGGGCAGCGAAACAGAUCUCUCGCCUCUUACAGGCGGCUGGCGGAUGCCCGACCGGCGACGAUGUCCACGACGCCUCGGAAGUCGGCGAUCGCAUCAUCGCUCUGGUGCAUUCUCUUGAGCUCGAAGUACCGACUCUGUCUGCUCGAGGUGUUAGUAAAGAUGAGAUAUCUACGAUCGCGCAGAGAGCUCUUGGAGGGGUCAGGGAAGGACCAUUGUUUGAUCGUGUGCGGGAGUUGGUGUGGACCUUGUUUUAG